AUGACUCAACAGCGCCAAACAGGCGAAGCCGCGGAGGCAGCGGGAACCACCACCCUGGCGGGCGGGUUCACUGCGGACCGCGACUCUCAAGCAUCCGCCCCAAGCCUCGAUACUCAUGAAAAUGAAAGCGUUGGACCUCACAUCGACGUUGGGCUCGCACCAGAUUCUUUUGGUGCCCACAGCUUGGCGCUGAUACGCGCCGCGGGGUCUGGCAGUAUCGCAGCUGCCGUCUCCAGCACUGUCUACAUGCUACUCAAACGAAGGCCUCCACUCUACGGAUGGAGGUGGCAUGUCGCCGCUGCGAGCACUGGAACGGCGUUCGGCUGGUGGUAUACCCGAUGGAAACAACGGAUCCGCGCGGUUGCGGAGAACGGCCAUCAGCGGCACGGCAUUCAUGGGCGGUCGCCGAGUGUCGCACACCCCGUUUUGAAAAAGGCGAGUUGCAGCACGGUGGCUUCGAUUACGUUGGACCCGGGUGGAUCCCCGUAUCGAAGUCAUGCCCAGGAUGGACGCGGACUCGACGAGCCGCUGAAGCGUCUCGGCCUUGACGUCCUGCUGCUCGUCGGAAAAUUGGAAAGCUAG
Molecule: messenger RNA, 582 nt
Organism: Besnoitia besnoiti
Lineage: Eukaryota; Apicomplexa; Conoidasida; Eucoccidiorida; Sarcocystidae
Exons: 4
Coding region: 1-582 (193 amino acids)
Source: RefSeq, a predicted model, not a curated record